GGGCUGGUGUUGUGAGCUAUUUUUCUGAUUUGUGCCAUUUUCUGCUGCAUUAUUGUUGAGGUGGUUUAUUUUCCACUUCUUCUUUUCCCAAGAGGCAGCAGGAGUGUUAAGCUUCCCUUACAUGUCACCUAUCAAGGGUCUCAGAAGAGUGAAUUGUCAUUUGCAUCAGGAUUUGGGGCUUUUUAUGAGCAAGAAGUAAAUGUAUCUAAGUAGUGAGCUGUUACUGAUUUGAAGGAAACUUGAAUCCAUUUGUCAUUGAGGCACUUGUCACAACUCUCCUAGUUUCAGCAUCCAGGUUUUCUGAAUGUAAAAUCCACCAAACCCCAAAUGAAACAAAAACUUCACAGCCUCCCAAAAAUAUCCUUAAGGCCACCAGGGCCAGAUCCAUUUUCUUUUCACAGGUGGGUGCAAAGGUGCUCCCAGGCUCUGAGGAACAGCAGAAGACUUGCUACCAUGGAGUUCAGCCUAAGCCUGCUUUACAUGUGUGUGAUGAUCAGGGGUCUGGGGAUCAUCAGAGGGUCAUUGGAGUCACUGGGGCAGGACCGUCAGGGAUCCUGCUCUGGUGCAGAUGGGGUGAAGUGAAGCAGAGACAUGACAAGUAGGUCACCAAAAUAUUUGCAGCACUUUAAUUUGCCUAAAACUGAUCUUCCCCUGCCAAGCCACCAUGUCACAUUGGCCAUUUGCCCCUCAGCUCAGUCCCAUGUUGGUGGCAAGUUCUCAUCCUCUUGGCGCUGGUCAGGGCCGCAGUUUCUUUCUUAUGGUCCACGAUCCUUGUUUUAUAUCUACGUUAUACAGGCACCAGAAAGGAUUUUUGUCCCCUUCCUGCAAGAUAAUGACACAGUGCCUUUCCAUGGGUGUACUGGUGCCUUCUUCUCCCAGGAACAUUCUUCCCCCAGAGACAUUUCCUACUGCACUGCCAGGGCCCAGCUCAUCUUCACACUCUGUCUUUGCUCCACCUGCAUGAGUGUCCACACCUGGGCAUGAAGAAAGUUGGGAGGACACCAGAGGGAGUUGGAGGGAAGGAUCGCACAUAUGGUCCAUCCUUGGUGCACACAGGUUUUUGUGCACUGGGAGCUCAGCAUCUUGGUGAAAUCAGCCCUCAGCAAGGUCACCCAGCUGGACCUCCAGACCAGGCCCCCUCCAGGGGCCUGCUCAGGGGUCAUGCUCAAGUCCCACCAGAGCAAAGCAGGGGGUCUGAGGCUCUUCCAGGGAGAAGAAUUUAUUGCUUCUGUACUCGUGCCACCUGCAGGCCAAAAGAAAACUUGUAUAAUCUCCAUUCACGGUUCAGUUCACAGCUGCCUGGACCAUUUCUCUGGGCAGCUGGACACUCCCAAACUUCAUGUUCUGUGGUUUUGCACACUAGUUCCCAGCCAUAAGAUGUCCUGGAAAGAGGAGUGUAUGGAUCCACCCCCAUGUUUCAUCCAGCACCUGGACCACCUUGUGUUGACAGUGAAGAGCACUGAGGACACUGUGGCCUUUUAUUCCAAAGUCCUGGGCACAGAGGUGGUGACUUUCAAGGGAAAUUGCAAAGCUUUACAUUUUGGCAACCGGAAGUUUAACCUAUGUGAGGCUAGGAAGGAGUUUGAAACCAAGGCUUGGUGCUCAGUCCCUGGCUCUGCAAACAUCUGCUCUAUCACACAGGUGCCCCUGGACAAGCUGUUGAAUCAUCUGAAGGCCUGUGGGGUGAUCAUUGAAGAAGAUCCCAUGGCCAGAACUGGUGCCAUGGGUCCAAUAAUGUCAAUCUGCUUCUGAGACCCCAAUGAGAAUCUGAUCGAGGUUUCUAGGUACAGCACAGACGUGACUGCAGUCGACAGAGGGGAACCCUAACCACAGCCAUACUCUGUGUUCCCACAGGAUAAAGGAUGCAGAGGUCAGGUUUUCAAUGGCCCAUUUCAGGUUCAAGCUUUUAUUUUGCAAACCUAGGACAAGUCUUAAAUCCCAGCCAUAAAAGUAGGGCUGCAUGAACCCUGAGAGCUUUCCCAAGGCAGCGUGCUCACCUCUCAUCCCUGGGUGUGAAUUCUACUUUUAUAAAUCACCAUCAAUGGAGACUUCAUGACCUUCUUGGAAAAUCUGUCCUGCUGCUGCUGCACUACUCUUUUUUGGGGACAUUUUUCCUAAUGUCUGCCACCCCUUUUGCUGCAGUUGAAGCCUCUCAUUUCUACAUUGUCCUCCAUGAACACAAAGAACCUGUCAUUCCUCUCUUCUUAAAAGUCACUUUUACACACCUGAAGAUUUCUGUCUCCAUUCUCUGUCUGGCUGCUUGUCCUGACUCAGGCUGGCAGGCACUGGUGGCUCUCACACCAAGCCAGUGGUUUAAAUCCAGCUGAAUCUGUUGAAAUCCAGUUCCCUCCUGGAAACUGGGAACUUGGCCUCAGUGUCUGACACACAAAGUGCUCCUGAGGCUGGAGCUCUGUGCCUCAUGCUUAGCUCUGCAUAAAUAGUUAUAGGGUUCCUGUCAACCGGGAUGGGAAAAAGCAGAGAUGUCCUGCACGGCAUGGAGGGAGGCAGGACUCAUCCCCACCAGGAGGAGUGAGCAUCUACGGUAGCAGAGUCCACUCUGACUCCAACCGA
Messenger RNA from Columba livia (rock pigeon), 2571 nucleotides. RefSeq names its product glyoxalase domain containing 5 (gene GLOD5). The transcript is spliced from 3 exons. Lineage: Eukaryota; Metazoa; Chordata; Aves; Columbiformes; Columbidae. Bases 1033 to 1752 code for a protein of 239 amino acids. The record is from RefSeq and is a predicted model, not a curated record.